UCUUUCCGUAAUGUAACAGCUACUACUUACAGUUCUGAAAUUCUCAUUCCAAAAACUUUUAACAAGAAUAUUUUUACAAAGAAACCAGACUCAUAAUUCCCUGUUUUGCUGACACAAUUUGUCAGGUCAGAUUAUUAAACAUAGCUAAUGCAUAUGAAAGAAACAUAGAGAAAGUCCCAGAGUAUCUUAUGAUCAGGUAUUUAUAGUGAGCUAUUAAUGGACAUGGGCUCUACUGAGAUCAUUUUCAGUCCUGAAAAUAUCACUUUCAACUUAAUAAUCACUUUGUCAAAGUGUAAGGUCUUCCCUCUUUCAGAAGGGCAACUCUCUUGAAAGACAAAAGUGGAAGUUGUGUUAAGGUAAAACAGAUGAGGGUUUUCAGUCCAACAGAACAUCUGUGAUUUUAAUCUCUAUUUAACCUGAAGGUUUAACAUCUCCUUCCAAUUAAAAAGCAGUGUUUUCCUAUGAAAAGUGAUCCAGGUUGUGCAGAUUUGCCAUGUAUGAUUCUAUGUAUAUAUUUGAUGAUGAUUCUGAAGAUGAAAUCCCUACCCAACAAGCUAUUCAGGAAAGUUUACGAGAUAGGCAUAAAAUUGAAGCAAGUGGCAGCGCAACAGAGGACGAAAGGUGCUUCCAGUAUGUUACAAGUAAAGAACAUGAAAAGAUAAUUGCAGCAAUUCGGGCAGGCCAAGAAGAGGCCUUGAUGAAGUUGGUAAGGCACAGUUCUGCUUUUGAAGAAGCAGAUCAGCAAGGCUGGCUUCCCGUGCAUGAAGCUGCAGCACAGCUAAAUAAGAAUAUCCUUGAAAUCACUUUUAAAGCCUCCUGUGCUGUUACAUGGGAACAGACCACUCUAAAAGGUGAAACACCUCUAUUGGUGGCAGUAAGAAAUUGCUUUGUAGAAAAUGUCCGCUUUCUCCUGCUCAAUGGCUGCAACCCCAACGUUAAGAAUGAAGAGGGAGAUUCUCCUUUAGUUAUAGCAGUUAAACAUGAUUCAUAUGAGAUUGCCUCCUUGUUGAUAAAUUCUGGUGCAAAAGUGAACUUGCAGUGUGUCCACAAGAGGACAGCUUUACAUGAGGCAGCCAGAGUAGGCAGGAAGGAUCUGGUAAAGCUUCUCCUUCGUUCUGGAGCAGACCCUGACCCUCGCAGUGGAUAUGGGCUCACGCCUCUAGCACUGGCUGCACAGGCUGGCCAUACAGAAAUUAUGGAGCUCUUACUGCAAAAAGGUGCAGAUGUUCUUUCACAGGCAAUGGAUUGUGCUUCUGUGUUAUUUGAAGCAGCAGGAGGAGGAAAUCCAGAUUCUCUGAGUCUUUUACUAGAAUAUGGGGCUGAUGCCAAUGUACCAAAGCACUCGGGUCAUUUGCCAAUCCACAGAGCUGCAUAUAGAGGACACUUUCUAGCCUUAAAAAUACUAGUUCCAGUUACUAAUUUUGAUGCCAUUAAAGAAAGUGGGAUAAGUCCAGUUCACUCAGCAGCAGCAGGAGGACAUCCUCAGUGCCUUGAGUUUCUCCUAAAAUCUGGUUUUGAUGCCAAUUUUAUGCUGGAUCAGAGAGUUCGCAAAGGCUACGAUGACCACCGGAAAUCUGCAUUGUACUUUGCUGUUUCCAACGGGGAUAUCCACUCAACACAGUUGCUGUUGAACGCUGGAGCCCUGACAAACCAAGAUCCCAUCAACUGUCUUCAAAUAGCCUUGAGGAUGGGCAGCUAUGAGUUAAUGAAUCUACUGCUCCGACAUGGGGCAAAUGUCAAUUACUUCUGCAGAGUGAAUACAACACAUUUUCCCUCAGCUCUACAGUACGCUCUGAAAGAUGAAGUCAUGUUAAGAAUGCUGAUGAACUAUGGGUAUGAUGUGCACCGCUGCUUUGACUGCCCUCAGGGAAGCACUUCGCAUUCCCAGUACGUGACAGAUGGAUGGACUUCGACCGUUAUCAAAGAUACAACGUUCUGUGAAGUGAUAACAUUGUCAUGGCUGAAGCAUCUGUCUGGGAAAGUAGUGCGAGUAAUGUUAGAUUACGUCGAUCAUGUUAAUAUCUGCUGGAAGCUAGAAGCAGUUCUCAAAGAACAGGAACUCUGGCCAGACAUCAAUUUGAUUUUAACAAAUCCUCGCUCUCUGAAGCAUCUUUGUCGUCUGAAGAUACGGACGUGCAUGGGCCGGUUGCGCCUCCGUUGUCCUGUCUUCAUGACCUUCCUUCCACUGCCAAACUGCUUGAAAGACUAUGUACUAUACAAGGAAUAUGACCUUUAUGGACAGGAAAAUUUCACAGGCACCUACCACCUCAACUGUACAUAAGUAUUAGGUCUAUAGUUUGAAGGGCAUAUUGGCGUGG
Molecule: messenger RNA, 2318 nt
Organism: Pezoporus flaviventris
Lineage: Eukaryota; Metazoa; Chordata; Aves; Psittaciformes; Psittacidae
Gene: ASB14
Product: ankyrin repeat and SOCS box containing 14
Exons: 11
Coding region: 494-2281 (595 amino acids)
Biological process (GO): intracellular signal transduction
Cellular component (GO): cytoplasm
Molecular function (GO): protein binding
Source: RefSeq, a predicted model, not a curated record